This is a messenger RNA of Sugiyamaella lignohabitans, 1608 nucleotides long. RefSeq names its product glucose-inactivated glycerol proton symporter STL1 (gene STL1). NCBI's taxonomy places the organism in Eukaryota, Fungi, Ascomycota, Dipodascomycetes, Dipodascales, Trichomonascaceae. The record is from RefSeq and is a predicted model, not a curated record. Gene Ontology annotation, cellular component: membrane. Gene Ontology annotation, biological process: transmembrane transport; carbohydrate transport. Gene Ontology annotation, molecular function: carbohydrate:proton symporter activity. The transcript has a single exon. The coding region runs from base 1 to 1608 and encodes 535 amino acids.
AUGGUCGACACUAAAGUAACUUCGACACAUGAUGUCGAAUAUGUUGACGAUGUCAGCAUUGAUGAGAAUAUUAAAGGAAAUGUUCAAGAAGCACAAGUUUUCUCUGCUGCUAUGGAAGAGGCUCUCCGUAAGGAUAAGCCUCAACCAUGGAGCAAGGGUAUGAUUAAGUUAUAUCUGAUUUUGGCGGUUGGAUAUCUCUGUUCUGCCACCAAUGGUUUUGAUGCCAAUACUUUUGGUGGUGUUCUUGCUAUGCCAAAUUUUAACGAUUUCUUCAAUUCCCAUGGUGGUAGUACUCAGGGUCUAAUUGCGUCUAUUUAUGUAAUUGGAAAUAUGAUUGGUUCUCUUCCUCCUGGACCAAUGGCCGAUGCUUGGGGAAGAAAAGUUCCUAUUGCCGUUGGAUCUUUUGUAGCUGUCAUCGGUAUUAUUCUCCAGGCUGCUGCUCAAAAUACAUCAAUGUUGAUUGGUGGAAGAUUUCUUUUAGGAUUCGGUGUUGGUUUUGUUCAAAGUACUGGUCCUGCUUAUUGUAUUGAACUUGCUCAUCCUGCAUACAGAGGUAUCCUUGUCGGUCUCUAUCAAUCAUGUUUCUUUGUAGGUACUAUUCUGACAACUUGGUUGGAAUUCGGUCUCUAUUAUAUUGGAGACAGUCCCGUCACAUGGAGAUUCCCCUUAGCUUUCCAAUGUGUUCCUUCUGUUAUCAUUCUCUGUUUCAUUUACUGGUGUCCUGAUACCCCCAGAUGGUAUAUGUCCAAGGGUCAGGACGAGAAGGCAUUGGAAAUCUUAGCCAAGUAUCAUGCUGAUGGUAAUAGAGAAAGCCCUAUCGUGACCUUCCAAAUGGCCGAGAUUAGAGCUGCUAUCGAUGCUGAAGAUACAGGAAAGCGAUGGUUCGAUAUUAGAGACUUUUUGUUUACAAAGUCAGGAAGAUAUAGAUUGUUCCUUCUAUGGGCCGUUGCCUGGUUUAGUCAGCUUGAUUUACCUCCUACAUCUUACUAUUUCCCUAUUAUGGUCAAGACUGCUGGUAUCACUAAUGUUAGAAUCCAACUCUUGCUUAACGCUAUUCAAACACCCAUUAUGUUUGUAUGUGCCAUUACUGGAUCUCGCUUUGCUGUUGACAGUAUGGGUAGAAGAAAACUAUUUAUACUCGCAAGUACAGGUAUGACCCUUUCUCUGAUUGUUAUUACUGCCUGUUCUGCAUUGCAAGAGGGCCGUCCUGCUGUUGGUGGUACUGGUAUUGCAUUCUUGUACGUCUUUUUAGUCACGUUCUCAUUUGGAUGGACACCUUUACAAGCUUUGUAUUCUAGUGAAAUUCUCUCUACCGAAUGGCGUACUCGUGGUUUGGCCAUUUACAACUUGUUGACCAACUGUGCUGGGUUCAUCAACACCUACGUCCCACCUGUAGCAAUUCAAAAUGUAGGUUACCGUUUCUACAUUUUUUACAUUGUUUGGGAUGUUGUAGGUAUUAUUACCAUUUACUUCACUUUUGUUGAGACUAGAGGUCGUACUUUGGAAGAGAUUGAAGAGAUCUUUAAGGAUCCACACCCUGUCAGAUUUUCCAAACAAAAGCAAACCGUUCUUAUCAAUGAGUCUGGUGAUGUUUACAUGGCUGAAUAA